GCUGUUACAUGCAUUUGAUAGUAAUGGGGUUUAUAGGUCCUUGAAUGAGCAUAUACAAUCAAACUUCCUGAAAAAUCAUUACGACGAUUAAAAAAAGAAAAAGAAAGCAGGGACACCUGCUGGAAGGUACGAAAUGAGAAAUACCAGAUUAGCAUGCAUGUACAUUGUUUUGUGUCAUUAAGAAAAAAUAUGUCAGAUAUGAAAUGUUUGGAAAUAGCAGUGUCCAAUAGGAUCUCAUCGACGUAGAAAAUGUCACAGGAAUAAAAUAUUCUGUUAAUGUUUACAGGGGUUUAAUUUGGCAAUUUUCUGAGACAUGGUAGUUGGUUAUUUAUGUUUUAUUGUCUAAUACGGAGACAUUUAUUGCGUUUAGUGAUGAGACUCAUAUCAUCCUCCCCCAUUGCAUGUAUUUUUAGAUUUUUAUCGAUGCUGAAACGAAUAUUGUUUUAGCGGAUAAUGUACAAAAAAAAAGGAGUAGAUAUUUGCUGGAUGAGUUCUGUUACAUUAAAUAUCAAUAACUUAAUGAGUAAAUCAAUGCAGUUUUUAAUGUUGGGACAAAUUAGAAGUGGGUUGAGGCAAAUCGAGAUGCAAGUCUCUUGGGUAAAAUCAAUUUGAAUACUCCCCUGACCUUUUGAUGCGAAAUAGCACCAACAACAGUAGUGCUGAAAAGCUCUACAUAUUAACCUCAAUUAUCAAAUUGGAUUGCAAAAUAUAGUCCAAAAAGGGGCUAAAGAAAGAUCUUUAAAAAAUUCUAUUUUCUAAACUGUCCAGGUAAUGGACUUUAAUUUAAAAAAGGUGCUGGGAAAUUUCAUAUUUAUAGAAAUGCACUUCCUUGUUGCAGAGUAAGACAAUCCCAUUGUGUUGCUAUUUUUGGUAAAAAGCAGGUGUCGUUUUGACCCAGUAAUGAGAGGAUGAUUUAGGACAUUUAGAUUGUCAGAGGUUUCUGUCAGGUGAUAAUUUUCGAAAGGUGAGCACUUAAGAAAGAGUUUUUAACCUGGACAAAAUUCGAAGUGCGUUGCAGAGAAAACAUUUGCCUACAGGGAAUAUAUUAUUAGGUGGCGUGCCGUGAUGAAAAACAGAUAUUCUUAUUGCGUUGAUACCAACGAUGACAUGAUUAACACAUCCAACACCACUUCAACCAUUGCCACCGCGAAAGACAAGGUUCUGUUUUUACCCGGUCCACUUCUAAACUACCAGCAACAGAGCGAAGCAUUGGCCAGCAUGAACGGCAUCGAUCCCGUAAGGCUCAACGAAGUCCUGCAACAGAUCGCUCGGACGCAGCGACAACGCACGAGCAGUAUCGAGUCAGAGGAAGCUGUAAACGAUCGAGGGGUGGAUACAAAAUCUUCAGUGGACAGAGAUCAGAAGAGCCCAUUCCCAGGCCAAAUGCACUGGAGCAGUGAUGGAUUAAAGAUGCUGAAAAUUGUUCAAAACCAAGAAUCUCAGAGGGCAGACUCCCAGUCCAAUGGACGUUCACAGGAGGACAGGGGUGAACCGUUCAGCCCCGCCUCACACAAAUCUAGUCGCAUCCAAUCACCCGAAGCCUCCAUCAAAUCGCCCACCUUCACCGAGUCUGCAACCAAUAAAUCUUCCAUUUACAACCAAAACCAUUCUCCCAUGUCUUUGUAUUCAGAUGCCAUCGCAUCCAAAAAGAACAACCGGCUAUACGCGGCGGAAAACCGAUUUUCACCUGACGGACAUUCAGACCGUGUGCCCAGUUCGACCUUCACCCCGAAUUCCAAUCACAGGUCAAGGACACCUUCAUCAGAACAAGACCGCAAGGUCAUCAUGUCGCCUCCCCCCCAUGGGGUCGACCAGCCAUUGUACAUUCAAACAGACACCAGGGACCAGAAGUCUUUGUCCGAGAUGGAGGGCCUAGUGUCCACAACAGAGCCGACGGAACGGAAACCAAACCAGAGGCCACCCGCUAACAGAGAACCAGAGAAGGCCAUGCAGGUCAACAGUCCAUCCUCAACUUCUGGUUUGCCUAAAUCCAAUGGUACCAGCAACAACAACUGGAACCUAAAGUGUUUGGUGUGUGGAGACCGGUCGUCCGGAAUCCACUACGGAGUCCUCGCAUGUGAAGGCUGCAAGGGUUUCUUCCGUAGAGCUCUGCAGGAUAUCGGAGACCCCGCUCGCAAACGGUGCUAUUACAACAAAAGCUGUGACAUCACAAUCUUAACUCGCAAUCGAUGCCAAUACUGCCGUCUACAAAAAUGUCUGGCCCUGGGCAUGUCUCGAUCAGCUGCAAAAUUGGGUCGAAGAUCUCGCAAGAUGAGGGAGAUGAUCAAAACCAUGGAGGACUCGCAAACCGAACAGGCCCUUCAUGGCCUACUGAGUUUGAACUCAGAAGCAGAACGUCGCAUUGCUGCCUCCGCAGGAGAAGCUGCCAAAAGUGAGAUUGGACCUGAGAAUCUCCACAAGGAGGCUGCACCGCAAGCAUCGAUGGCUGCCCUGUCAAUGCUUCUGAAGCAGAGGGCCCAGAGUCAGCACUCACCAGACCAGAACCGAAAUUCUGUGGAAACCAACUGCUCAACAGAGGACAGCAACGACAGCAUGCAGAGGGUCAGCAUUAAACAGGAAAACACUGAGGACGAGUACGCCUCCAGACCCGCGUCAAAUCACGAAAUUAACAAUAUUCCUGCCCACUCACAAAAUGGCGACCCAGCUGUCCGCAACUCCAUUGUCAGCUCGUUGCUGACGCUGCCCCAGCACGUCGCUUUCAGAUAUCCCCACCCCCCGUUCCUGUUACAGGGAGGGGACGAGAAGACAAGCCUUGAAGAGGCCUUCCCCCAGUAUGUCCAGAACCUGAUCAAUCACCACAAUGAGAUAGCGGCCCACGAAAACUUCCUGACCCAGCAGCAGCACUCGGUCAUCGUGGAGAACAUGACCCUUGACCUGCGUAAACACAACCGAGGGGAUGGACCUGAGGAAAAGUUCCAUCGAAGCCCCAUCAAGAAGCGACCCUACAAUCCCAAUGCGAGUUCCGACAUUUACCCCGAACCAACCAAGUAUGCACGCACCGAAACAAUCUCAGAGAGGGCAGAGUCUCCUGAAUCGCCCCAGAAACUGGUCAUCAACAUGGGCCAGGACUACAGCAUAAAGCAGUCCUCCUCCCCUCCCCCUAGGCCCCACCCACUGUACCGGGGGGAGAGAGGCCUCGAUCACACGGCGGUUGUGGCGCCCAUUGUGAAACCCAACAUUUACAUUCACCGGGAGGAAGACACAAAACUGACAAUUCCACUCCUGACGUUCAAAAUCCACGAAUCGUUUAAUCAGACUUUUACAUUCCUGAAGCUUCAGCUGAACCACAUGGAGGAGAUCCUGGCCCUCCACAAAGACAGGCUGGCACGCAUCGAUCAACUGUCCAUCAGCAACCCCCACACACUCAAGAGCAUCCUGUUCCCAGAAUUGCACGCUCAAUUAAGAAAUCCAGAUGGCACAGUUUGUGAGGCGGGAGAGGUAUGCUGGGAAGGAUUCCAAAGUCUUCUGAACAAAACCAUCCAAGAUACGGUCAUCUUUGCCAAGAAAAUCCCUGGCUUCCCCCACCUGGAUCAAGAUGAUCAAAUUAGUCUCAUUAAGGGAGGCUGCUUCGAGGUUGCCUGCGUGAUUCACUCCAAAUUCAUCGACUCGGACACCAACACCAUGUUUGUUGCUGGCAAGAACACCCUUGUUUGUCGAGAGGACAUGAAGCGGGGAUUCCCCCUGGGAGAGCACUUUGUGGAACUCUUCUUCAACCUUUGUGUGCGCUUCAAUGCUUACAAGCUGGGAGACGCUGAAAAAGCUCUUUUCAGUGCUCUUGUUCUUAUUUCACCAGAUCGCCAGGGUCUGAAGAACAGAGAGAAAGUAAGCAAACUACAGGAGCUUCUGAUCCAAGCCCUGCAGACCCAGAUCACACAGAGUCACCCCACAGAGGUGGGCCUGUUCCCGCGCCUCCUGAUGAGCAUCUCCAGCCUUCGUGAGCUCGGGGUCGAGCACCGGCGCAUGCUCGAGAGUCUCAAGCACCAGAUGAGCUUCCGCCAUGAUUUGUACGCUGAAACCUUUGAUCUCUGCUGAUAAAGACAAUGUUGGAUUUAUUAUUCCAUGGGGAAAAAAAAAGAUAGAGGAGUAGUUGGGUGGAUCUAAAGAAUGAUAAUUUAUCCUUGCUCUGUUUCUCUUUUUAAGUACAUGGUAAAUUCUGAUAGCAAACUUUUUUUAUUUACUCAUGAUGUUUGUAAAUGAUAUGUGUUAUUUAUUUGAAUUUUUUUUUUUUUUUUGUUCCUAUCUUAACUACAAAACUUGUCCGUUAAACAUAUUUUGAAUGACUGGUUUAUCCAAGAUGUAGAGACUUUACACAGUCGAGUGAUGUCCUGUUAGUGCUAUGUAAUUUUUUUUUUUAGGAAUACGUUAAAAAAAAAAAAAUCAGUUCAAGAUUUUUUUGAUUGGUCACGAGAUCCAGUUGUAUGUGAACUCCUUAUCUAUAUCUAUCACCCGAUUUGUGAUACCUUGUUGUUUAAUUUAUCACCUAUUUAUUGGCUGUCUCGACUAAGUUAUUGGAUUUUUUAUUUUUUGAUUUUUUUGGGGGAUGUUCAUUGUGACUCGAUCAAUUUUAUUUGAUGAUAGUGAACAGAUACAUGUUCACUAUGAAUCAUAGUGGAUUGGAUUUGAAGUGGAGUAUUGUUUAUUUAUUUCAUGUUGUUAAGCCAUUGUUAUGAUUUUUUUCCACCUGUAUUUAUAGUCUGAAUAUAUAGAUAUAUGUAUAACAGUACUAUUUAUUGAUGAACAGAUUGUCCAAUAAGUUUUCAUUGUCUAUUUAUUAUACAUUAUUCAAAUGGAAAAGUAUGACCCGAGUAUUAUGAUGUUUUGUUUUUUUUUUUCCAUUUCAUAUCAUUCAAAAAAAGAUUUUUUGAUUGUAAAAAGUGUCUGAAAAAGAUAUGGUACAGCAAUUGUCAUCUUAUUGCUCUGAAACAAAGGUGCUAUAAUGUGGGAGAUAUUUACAAGGAGGUUUCUAUAUAAAGCCAUAUUUGAUUGUUCAUUACAAUAAAUGGCAUUUACAAUUAUGCUACGAUAUGUACAUGUUGGUCUACAACAGUGAUAUAUUGAUUUUUACAUGUUUUAUGACUUGUUAAUGAAGAAGUUAAUUAACCAGCAAGUUGAAAAGUCACACAGAAGGAUAUUCUUCUUUUUUUAUAUAUAGAUUUGUAAAUUUUGGCUGCAAUCCUUGCCAUUUUUUGUGUCAUUAUGUAUCCCACAAUUCAUCAGAUAUCCCAUAAUUCAAUGGUGUAACCAUGGAUAUGUAAACCCUCAUGCUGAUUGCAAAUUAUUCAGCUAGAUAGUACCAUAUUACAUUCCAAGAAAUCACAGCUAUGACGACACAAUUCCCAGCAUCUAGUUUUCUGUGCAACAGCUACAAUAGAGACUUAAAUAUACUAAAACUAUAUGAAAGAACCUUUUGCAAAUCUUGAACUGAAUUUUCUAGUUCACUGCUUUCAACAUAUCAAUAUCGAUAGAAGUAUCUUACAGAUUUGCAAAGAGAAUAAGUGGAAAUGUUUUCGUUGCAAAAAAAUCCAGUAUUUUGAUGUGUAUUGAAUUGCAUAUUUUAGAGUUAAAAAAAAAGAUAAUUGUCCAAAUAAAGAGAUUGCUUUCAAGAUUUGUGGAGAGAAAAAAAGCUACUUUGAAUAAGGUUGUAAUCUUCCAAGGAAUUUUGUAAGAUGUUUCAUUUUCUAGAUUGUUCUGUGUCAUGUGACGCAAAAAUCCUUAACUAAGCAAUGCACUGAUCAUGGAACACAAUGUGAAAUCCUGUAAGGAUACUGGAAUUUACUGUUGGUUUAAAUCAUUAUAUGCAAGAACUUGUGAUAAUUGGUUCUAUAUCAUGUUGAAUUGAAACUUCCCUCUAGUGCUACAAAGAUUUUUUUUUGCCUGUCGGUACCAUUAUGUGAAAUAUGUAAGCAUUUUCCAAUAUGCAUGUCUUGUUAACAAUUUUUUUCAACUUUAAAAUAUCAGUUGUUAUAUUAUUCUAGCAUACCAAGUGGUCGCUUUUUUUUAUGGUCUUGCGUGCUAUAUAUGUCAAUGACAAUGUUUGAAGACUAAUAAUGCAAAACCAACGUCAUAUUGUAAUAGCAAAAUGAAAAAACCCAUGUACAUAAGAUGAGUUGUGGAAUUUGCUUUUGUACAUAGCAGUUCGAAUUGAAGUGGUGCUUCUUGCAAAUAUUGCAGCAUUCUUUACCUGUUAUCAUAGGUUUUACUUGUCACCAUUUACACAUGUUAACUGAAUUUUUUCCUAUUUUCGUUAAUCUGUAUUUACAUAGACUUGUUGCUAGGUAACAUGUAAACAUAACUUUGGUUGUUGUCCGAAAUGCUCUUCUUCGGUUUGCAUCAAAUGCAAAUCUUUCCCCAUCAUGCAAACACAGAAAAAAUAUUUAUAUUAACCAACCAUCAUGAAUGUAAAGAUCUCGCUUCAGUUUCAUCAUUUGCUUGGAUAAUGGUUGCAAUAUUUCGUAAGUCAGAAGUCCGUCAAUUUGGACUUCUUACUAUUCAAAGAAUUUUUUUUCAAUUUUUUUUCUGUUUGCUGCAAUAGAUUAUCUCUAUGAAAGUUAGAAAGAUUGCCAAAUCCGUAGGUUCGACCCAAGUUUGAGGAAGUUAAAUGCACAGUUUAUUUUCCUCGAAACUUCAGAGAAAGUUUGCCUAGAGUAGAUAUAUUUUGUACAGUGUUGGGAGUGUGUUAUUUAUUUGGGGAAAAAACACCUUUUUUGUCCAUGUUUUCUUUCUGUAUGACGAAAAACCAAUUAGAACUACAAUAAAAUUUAUUUAUUUUCCCUUCGAUAAAAAACUUGAUUUAGUGCUAAAAUCAUUCAGAACUGCAAUAACUUUUAUUUAAUCUUCUUUAUAAAAAACUCAAUUUAGUGCUCUGGGUUUUUUUUUUUUAGUGAUAUUUGUGAUUCAAGAAUUUUUCUUUUCAAUUUUUUGAGCUACUGGAAACUUCUUUCAUUUGUCAAUGUAACACAAAUGAAUAAUUGUAUAAAAUUGUUGUUUAAAAAUUACAUUUCCAUUGUUUAUUUAUUGUAAAGUUUUGUUUAAUGAUGACAAAUGUUCAACUUUUAUUGAUGAGUUUGUAGAAAGCCACUCUACCAGCAUGUUAUUGUAUUUCGUUAUAGUGAUUCAGUGUGCAGUGUGCAUCUUGAGAGAUUGUGUCAUCUUUUUUAUUAUUAUUAUUAUUAUCCCAUUUAUUAAUCAUUAAUUCAUACUGAAGGAUGAAGUAUACAGCCCUCAAGUUUGUUAGUGAGAAUUGAAAGGAUAAAGGAACUUUGGGCGGAGACCCCAAUUUCCUUCCUCUGGUAUUGUAGAUUUUGUUAGUUCUGUAAUUUUGCACAUAAAAAACUUGUUUGAUUCUAAAACCAUUCAACCAAAUCCAUAGAGUUUAUAGCCCCUUUGCUCCAUCAAAAAAAAAAGUUUUCAAAACAAAAAAAAAAUGUAAGAAUAAAAAAUUUCAUAUUUUCAGUCUGAGCUGCAGUUUUUGAAAAAAAACUGUAGACUUCAUGUCCUCUGUUCAUAUUUCGUGCUGUCAUCAAAUUAUCGUCCCUCCGCUUCACACUGUCAAACAGUGGUGUUUGCACUCACAUUUAGUACACACUUUGUUUUCGACCGCUUGACCAUUUAGACUGGAAACUUCCAUUUCGCAGUUUCAAACUUGUCUCGAGUCUCUACAAAGGUUCAAAUUGGUGCUGGUAUUUAUUUAAUAUUUAUUCUUUCUUUUUUUUUGAAAUGUGUAUUAUUAUUUUUUUCUAUCAAUUAACUAAAUUAGUUUUUUUUUUUGUGCUUUCUAUGUCCAGCAAAUUACAGUGUUUGUGUGUUUAUUUAUGCUGCACCAUCAAAACCAAUGUUUGUGUUAGAAGAAUAUUUUCCUUUCCUCUUUUCUCUUCUUCUUUGCUUCUUCAUUAGGUAUUUUAGAAAGUUUGGAGUGCUCAUGAAUGUUGUCAUGUAAAUUUUGUUUUCCUUUCAUCUAUUUAAUUCCAUUUCUAUUUUUAUACAUUGAAGUAUAAAUGAAAUUCAUGUCAGUGAGGUUUUUUUUCUGUUUCGUUUCGUUUCUUUUUAUCUCUGCCUAAUUUAUUUAAUUUAAUUAUGCCACACACAGAAAAACUGUUGUUAUUUUGAAGAAAAAAAAAUGAAUACUAGUAUUUGUCAUGAUAAUCAGUUAUAAUCAGUUUGCUAUCAACCAAGAAUGAUUAAUUAACAAGAGGUGCAACUAAUUAAUUAAUGAAUUUGAUGUGUUUACAGUUUUCUUUAUGAUAAACAACAUCCAGUUUUUGUAAUGUUUAGUAUUUUUCAAAUCAUAUAAAUAUAUUGAAAUUCAUAAAUGCUUGUGAAAAUGAAAUCAUUUUUAAAAAAAAAAGAUUCAAUUGCUACAUUUGUAGUAGAAUGACAAUCUUAGAGUAUUAUUAAUUUGUAUUUUUGAUUUUAAUAAUUUUUCAAAGUGAUGAAUUACAAUCCCCUUUCAAAGUGUCCACUUAAAAGGAAAGAUAACUCUUAACAAACCAUAAUUGUACAAAACUUAUAAAUAUUUUAACAAAAAUUAUCACUUUAACAUUAAAAAAAACUGUACAGUGAUGUAAUUCUGAUUCACUACUAGUAUUUACCAAAAAUCUAUAUCACUGAAUCAAAUGUUUAAACAUCUCUCAUUUUUUGGAAAACUAGAUUUGGGUUCACUGUUGCCAAGAGCAGAGUUUUAGAGAGAUAAAAAUGUUUUAUAUUAUUAUAUGUAAAUGUGUAGUUGUUUCUACAAAAAAUGCACUUGAAUUAAUAUGUAUAAUUUUUUUCUAACAAAAAAGGAAAAAAGAGAUUGGGGUGUGUGCAUCUUAUAGCAAUAGAACCUUCUGAAUCUCAUUUUGUGUCCCUGGCAUAAAGUAUAAGCAUAGACAAAUAAAAAAUUUGGUUCAUAA
Magallana angulata is the source of this 8912-nucleotide messenger RNA. Its product is annotated as ecdysone-induced protein 78C-like. Gene Ontology annotation, biological process: regulation of transcription by RNA polymerase II. Gene Ontology annotation, molecular function: RNA polymerase II cis-regulatory region sequence-specific DNA binding; zinc ion binding; nuclear receptor activity. Gene Ontology annotation, cellular component: nucleus. The transcript has 9 exons. NCBI's taxonomy places the organism in Eukaryota, Metazoa, Mollusca, Bivalvia, Ostreida, Ostreidae. The record is from RefSeq and is a predicted model, not a curated record. The coding region runs from base 1066 to 4053 and encodes 995 amino acids.